This is a messenger RNA of Amyelois transitella, 1159 nucleotides long. RefSeq names its product zinc finger CCHC domain-containing protein 24. The record is from RefSeq and is a predicted model, not a curated record. Gene Ontology annotation, molecular function: nucleic acid binding; zinc ion binding. Bases 196 to 780 code for a protein of 194 amino acids. The transcript has 4 exons. Lineage: Eukaryota; Metazoa; Arthropoda; Insecta; Lepidoptera; Pyralidae.
UCAAGAAGCGGCCGCUAGUCGCACUGUAGCCGGCGCCCGCGCAUCCAGAACACAGGCGCGAUCCAAAAAUACCAACAAGAGCCCGGCCGCAUUCGUUGAAAUGGGCUGAUCGUGCGCGCUGUAAAAUUCAAAAUCCGAAUCGAAACAUUCCAAAUUCGAGAAUUUAAAUAUCGAAACUAGUGUUGUUCAGAUGUGAUGUCGCCGACUGCCCUAGGUGCUGAUUUGCCGCAGUGGUGCGGUAAAACCGAAAGCUGCCCUCAAGCUUUAUUGGGAUGGCUGUACUUGACUCACGACCAAAAUGACCAGUGGGUGCCAGGCUCCGUAUGGGGACCUUUGCCGACAGCUGCACCGGGGUCUGCGCAGACGCAGGCUGAUGACAACAACUCCCUGGCGGAUCAGCUAGCAGCAUUGUCCCUAAGAAGACCACCGAGGCCUCCUCCACCGGCCUAUAUGUGUCAUCUGUGCUUCAAGAAGGGACAUUAUAUUGGAGACUGUCCUCAGGCGCGUCCUAAAGGUGAAGGGCUUACCCCUUACCAGGGCAAAAAGCGUUGUUUCGGAGAAUACAAGUGCCCGAAAUGCAAACGCAAGUGGAUGAGCGGCAAUUCCUGGGCAAACAAUGGCCAGGAGUGCAUCAAAUGCAGGAUCAACGUGUUUCCUCAUAAACAGCGCCCACUGGAGAAACCUGAUGGGUUGGAUGUGAGCGACCAGUCCAAGAUUCAUCCUCAGCAUCUCUGCCAAAAAUGCCGCUCCUUAGGUUACUACUGUCGAAGGGAAUACUAAAGCUCUCAAGAGAAAGCUUCACACGUGUCGUGGCAUGAAAAUAAAACGUUUUAAUGGUGUCAAACUCUUAAAAUCAACACUUGGCAUUAACAAUUAAGUGGAUACUCUAAGCAUGCAGUUCCAAGCAGUAAUGAAGUCACAAAAAGCCACAACACCGUACUAUGUAUUGGAAUGUGUCGUCACACAUUCGACACUUCUAGUCUUAUUCCGAAUUCUAUGAUGGUGACUGAAGGUGCCUGUUUGCUUUGAGGAAGAGGACUCACAUCACUGAUAGAUUCCAAAGCCACUGAUCACGAAAUCAUGCUCCUACCAGUAAUCCCAAACGUCCAGAUAUCCCUCAUUUAAGAACCAACUAAAUCGUACCUUGCAAAAACUAUAA